CCGUCAUCCACCGUGGUCAGAAUAAUGACUUUGGAGGGCAUCGCAUUCGAGUGGCCGGUACCCGAGGACAGAUACCUGGACGUGAUCGUGCAUCUGCGCCACAACUUCUUCGCCGACGAGCCGAUCAACCGGUCGGUGCAGCUGUGUGAGCGGGCCAGCCGCAUGCCGAGCUGGAGGGCACAGUCUGUCCACCCUCAAAGACGGCAUGUCGGUUAUGGCUCUCGACACCCACACUGGAGAGCACAUGGUGACCUAAACGCCGCUCAGGAGAAGCUUGAAACGAUGACAGACGGCAGUUUCAAGCAGAUCUUCGGUUUACUCUACAGUUUAAACCAAACGCUGGAUUUGUUUUCCAAGUACGAAGUGGAGAACAUUUUCGAGUGCCGUAUACUGUCGGUUGACUCCCGGUUUAGAGGAAGAGGGCUGGCUAAGGAGCUCAUGAGCAGGAGUGAGACAGUCGCUAAGGAUGCUGGAUUCAAG
Nilaparvata lugens (brown planthopper) is the source of this 480-nucleotide messenger RNA. RefSeq lists its product as uncharacterized. The record is from RefSeq and is a predicted model, not a curated record. NCBI's taxonomy places the organism in Eukaryota, Metazoa, Arthropoda, Insecta, Hemiptera, Delphacidae. The transcript has 2 exons. The annotation marks the transcript as partial.